Molecule: messenger RNA, 1062 nt
Organism: Clonostachys rhizophaga
Lineage: Eukaryota; Fungi; Ascomycota; Sordariomycetes; Hypocreales; Bionectriaceae
Source: the annotation of a GenBank genome assembly
AUGCCAGCCACUCCCUUGUCUUGGGCUCCCCCGGAGUAUGCGCCAACUACGGUAGAUAAUGAUGGUACUUCAGCCAACAGAUACGAUGCCCGGAAAACUUUGGCAUAUGUGACAAGCGACACCAACAACGUGAAUAAUGUCUUCAUGCUCUACUGGAUCACCACCAAAAAUGGCCGCAAAUACCACUUGACGAGUAAUGCUGGUCUACGUGGAGCCAACCUUCUUGGAACGUUCGUCUCCCUCAACGAUCUCCAGGAUCUCACCUCGCGAGGUGCUUCAAUCCUUGAGCCUGGGUCAGGAAAUCCCGGUCGCCUAGAGCUGAAGAGCGCCUCGCAGACCAUUACCAGCCCAGACGCCGGCGAUCGAUGGGCUGGCACACAUCUCGAGCUUGACUUGGCUGGUGUUAAACUAGAUGUUACUUUGCAACCUACCGGCGGUAAUUUCUACUACGGAGGCAGCGGCGGCAUCCAGCUUACCAACCGUGGACCAGACCCUGAUGGCUCUGCUGCACUGCCUGGAUGGUCGUGGUACUGGGCGAACCCUACAACCCGACUAGCAGGCAAGCUUUCCAUUGAUGGAUGGGAGCACGAAAUUGACCCCGAGCAGUCCUACGCCUUGUUUGAAAGGCAGUGGGGCAACUUUCAUAUUGGAAAAGGCUAUUACGCACUUUGGUUUUAUUUCGAGUCGGGGGAUGUCCUCAUCUCGUGGUCAAUGGAACCAAAUACCGAUGGCGUAUCAGAAAUCGCCUUCGCUUCUGUCUGGCACCCAAACGGCUGGCAUGAGAUGUUGCCAGUCGGCCCUAAGAGUCGGGCUUCUGAUAUCGACAUCAGCCCCCGUACUGGCAUCAAGUACUUUAACAAAUUCUUUUUGGAUCUUCCGGCUCGAGAUGCCCACUUCACAUUUGAUAAGUGGGUUCGCGAUGGCGAGUUAAUUCCGGAAUUGCCAGAACAGCGUGAUAAGUACAUCACAAUAUCUGAGUCGUACGGCGAAGGGAUCGGCUUCUGGGAUAACAAGGAGGUUCGAAUCCAGGGCCAUGUGGAGCAAUUGUCUACGUUGAAAUAA